AUGAGUAAAAGAAAGCUGAAGGAGCUGUUUGGGCACACCCCAUCAUAUGUGGUAUUGUGGUUGCAGGGUAGUGUUUGGGAUUCUGGUGGCUUAUAUUUGUUGUCAAUGUUCUUUUGGCGUGGAACUCAGCUACUCCGGCAUCCGCCGCUGUUUGCUGCUUCUUCCUACAUCCGACUGUUGACUGUCUUCUCCUUUUCGUCCAUUGAAAUAUUCGAGUAA
Lactuca virosa is the source of this 219-nucleotide messenger RNA. NCBI's taxonomy places the organism in Eukaryota, Viridiplantae, Streptophyta, Magnoliopsida, Asterales, Asteraceae. The record is from the annotation of a GenBank genome assembly.